CUCGAAUUAUUGGUGCCUCCAUUGAGGUAAUAGUAGGUAUCCAUUGCGCUGACUCAGUACGAUAUACCUACGCAACAGAUUCUCGUGGACUACCGUGAGCUCACUCAAGAAAUAACGCCUGCAGUUCUGCAAUACAGACGAUCCAGCCGAAGGGCAGUAUCUCACUUCCCAACGGAAGAACCGAGAAGUCGCGAUGUCGUCCAGCGACGCGCAGACAUAUACAAGCACCAGAGGCGGUUCGUCGGGACUAUCAUUUGAAGACGUAGUACUCAAGGGUCUCGCUGAAGAUGGCGGUCUCUUCGUCCCCCAAUCGAUACCUUUACUUCCUUCCAAUUGGCGCGAGUGGGCAAGCUUAAGUUUUGAAGAUCUAGCCUUUGAGAUCAUGUCACUGUAUAUUGCGCGUUCUGAGAUAGAUUCAGAAAGCUUGAAAGAGAUUGUCAGAAAGAGCUAUGGGACAUUCCGACACAAAGAUGUUACUCCUCUGGUACCACUGGACAAAGCCAAGAAUCUAUACCUGCUUGAACUUUUUCACGGGCCGACAUUUGCAUUCAAAGAUGUAGCGCUCCAGUUCCUAGGCAACCUGUUCGAGUAUUUCCUUGUCAGGCGCAAUGCCAAUCUACAGGAGGGCGAAAAGAGACACCAUCUGACGAUUGUUGGGGCCACCAGCGGAGAUACUGGUUCUGCUGCGAUAUAUGGCCUUCGGAAUAAGAAGGACGUGUCAGUUUUCAUUCUCUUUCCCACUGGGCGGGUGUCUGCCGUCCAGGAAGCGCAGAUGACGACAGUGCUAGACCCCAACGUGCAUUGUCUCUCUGUUGCGGGCACAUUCGAUGAUUGUCAGGAUAUGGUCAAAGCGCUGUUCGCGGAUACUGAGAUUCGAAAAUCGCAGCACCUCGCUGCUGUCAACUCGAUAAACUGGGCCAGGAUCCUGGCACAGAUCACGUAUUACUUUUCAGCAUACUUUUCCCUGGUCCGACAAGAAGGACUGGACCCCAACGGCGAACCCCCACACGUAACAUUUACAGUGCCGACGGGCAACUUCGGCGACAUCCUGGCCGGGUUCUUUGCCAAGCGCAUGGGUCUACCGAUCGCGAAAUUAGUUGUAGCCACAAACGAAAACGACAUUUUAUACCGCUUUUGGCAAGCCGGCAAGUACGAGAAGAAGUAUGCUCCGCCGAAUGACCCCAGCACCCACGGUGGAAUAGCUGCAGACGGGGCGGCCGCGCAUGAGGAGGGCGUGAAGGAGACACUCAGCCCUGCCAUGGACAUUCUUGUCAGUAGCAAUUUCGAGCGUCUAGUCUGGAUCCUCCUGUACGAGCAGCAGCUCGGCGCGCCCGCCACCACGACCGCGACCGCGACCGGAGAAGGCAACACAGCAGACGCCGCAAGAAGACAGGCUAGCAAGGAUAUCAACAGCCUCUUCGCAAGCCUCAAGGCCAGCGGCUCCUUCGAAGUCUCCCAGCCAGUCCUGCAGGCCGCCCUCGGAGACUUUGGCGCCGAGCGCGUCUCAGACGACGAAACCGUCGCGACCAUCAAGGCCAUCUACGCCGGAAACGACGCCUACAUCCUCGACCCGCACUCCUCCAUCGGCGUCACGGCCGCGCUGCGCUCCAUCGCAAAGACGUUUGAAGACCCGCUCCCGCAGCACACGAGGCGCUAUCUCGUCAGUCUCGCCACCGCUCACCCGGCCAAGUUUGCAAACGCCGUCGAUCUCGCGCUCUCGGGCGUGCAGGCUUAUACCUUUGCCGAUAUUAUCCCCGCUGAGUUCGCCGGCUUGGAGCAGAAGGAACGCAAGGUCAGGCUGAUUGCUGCGCAGGACCGCAGUCUGGCUGGGAUCCGCAGUGUCAUUGUCGAUGAGGUCAGGAAGGAGAGUGUUGCGUCAUGAAUGCUUGGGACGAACGCUGGACCUUGCCUGGGUAUCAGGUACCCUCAUUCUCCGUGACUCGGCUCCCUGGCAUUCACAGGGGAAGCAUUGGUUCGUAGACUGGAUGAAUAGAUUACGAUAUUAAAAGUGCAAAUACAAAAGCCUUGUUGAGUUCAUGACAGCUUGUUGUUUCUCAUUGUCAUUAUGUGCCCUUUGUCUGCCCAACAUCUGUGUGCCUCCCUCCCCUCCCGGAGGAGGGGGGUGGGACUGAAUCAGGGCUGUAUCGGAGGAGUCCGCCAGUCUAAACUUGGAACAGUCCUGUACCUU
Pseudovirgaria hyperparasitica is the source of this 2188-nucleotide messenger RNA. Its product is annotated as threonine synthase. The transcript has 4 exons. Lineage: Eukaryota; Fungi; Ascomycota; Dothideomycetes; Acrospermales; Acrospermaceae. The record is from RefSeq and is a predicted model, not a curated record. The coding region runs from base 194 to 1882 and encodes 562 amino acids. Gene Ontology annotation, biological process: L-threonine biosynthetic process. Gene Ontology annotation, molecular function: threonine synthase activity; pyridoxal phosphate binding.